AUGCGAUAGCCUCAGUUGUGUUUCGUGUCUUUGCUGAGGCACACACAAGCAGAUACGGUUUCUUGAGAUUACUAACAUUCUUCGUUAAAAACUAUUUAUAAUAAUAUUCUUUUGCAAUGAGUUGCCCAAUGAGACAUCCGAGUGAGCCCCAAGAUGUGGACCAACUGGAUGAGGAAGCAGGAAUGCUUUAUGGUGAAUACCUGAUGUUGGAUAAAGUACUGAACGCCCAGAGAAUGCUGAGCGUGGAAAAUAAUAAACCCGUGCACGACGAGCACCUGUUUAUUGUUACGCAUCAAGCUUACGAACUAUGGUUUAAACAGAUACUAUUCGAACUGGACUCGAUUAGAGACAUCUUCAAAGAGAUCUUAGAGGAAUCGCAGACGCUGGAGAUCCUCAAGAGACUGAACAGGGUCGUUUUAAUUCUGAAGGUCUUAGUAGAUCAGGUCAUGAUUCUGGAAACGAUGACGCCUUUGGAUUUCAUGGACUUCAGAGGAUAUCUCUGUCCAGCUUCGGGAUUCCAGAGUCUGCAGUUCAGAUUGCUCGAGAAUAAAUUGGGCUUGAAGCAGGAGAACAGGGUUAAAUAUAAUCAACAUUACCAUCGCGUCUUUGGAAACGACGAAAAAGCUUUAAUUCAAAUUGAAAAAUCCGAGUCCGAACCAUCCUUGACCGAAUUGGUGCAAAGGUGGUUAGAGCGGACGCCUGGAUUAGAAUUGGAAGGUUUCAAUUUCUGGGGAAAAUAUCAGAAGGCCGUAGAAAAACUGUUGGAAGAGCAAAGGAAAGCGGCAGAGGAGGUGGAAUCCGAACGAGUCCGUAAUUACAAGUUGAUUGAUUUGGAGAAGAGGAAGGAGGUCUAUGAGUCGAUCUUCAAUCCGGAAGUUCACAAAGCUUUGGUCUCGAGGGGCGAGAGACGAUUCUCGCACAGUGCUUUACAAGGGGCCAUCAUGAUCAAUUUUUAUAGGGACGAACCCAGAUUCAGCCAACCCCAUCAAAUACUCACCCUCCUCAUGGACAUCGAUUCGCUGAUCACUAAAUGGAGAUAUAAUCACGUGUUGAUGGUGCAGAGAAUGAUCGGUUCGUCGCAGUUGGGUACAGGCGGUUCUUCCGGUUACCAAUACCUGAGGUCCACUCUCAGCGAUCGUUACAAAGUCUUCGUCGACUUGUUCAAUCUGUCCACGUUCUUAAUUCCGCGCUCCCUCAUUCCACCGCUUAGUCCAAUGAUGAAAAGUCAUCUGUGCUUAAACUGGGGACCGAUGAAAAACUACAACAGCGAUGACGAUAAGCAGGAAUUGGAAAAUUCCACCGAGAAAUCACUUUAAUACGAAUAUUUUUAAUGCAAGUAAUAUUUACGUUUUAGCGUUAGAUUAAGUGUCGAAAGGUUGAGCUGUAAAAAUAAAAAUGAUUGACGGAAAGAUUUAUUGUUUAUAUUCGAUGCUGUGCGAAACGUGACUACUAAAAAUGUAAUUUGGAAGCUUUCCCAGUAGAUUCCUAGAGAUGUAAAUUUAGUUUAUUCAAACUGUACAUACAUAUAAUUCUUAUUUCCAUUCCUCUUUUUUUUCAUUUUGUUUAAAUUUCAAAGGAACCGUUUUUCUUCUUGUAAUUUAUGUUUGGUUUAGAGCCAACAACUUGUACUCAAACAUUAAUCUAAAUAACAUUU
Nicrophorus vespilloides is the source of this 1654-nucleotide messenger RNA. It is a transcript of the gene vermilion, whose product is annotated as tryptophan 2,3-dioxygenase. Gene Ontology annotation, molecular function: heme binding; metal ion binding; L-tryptophan 2,3-dioxygenase activity. The record is from RefSeq and is a predicted model, not a curated record. Lineage: Eukaryota; Metazoa; Arthropoda; Insecta; Coleoptera; Silphidae. The coding region runs from base 117 to 1316 and encodes 399 amino acids. The transcript has 8 exons.